GUCGCGGCGGAGCCGGCGCUGCGGCAGCGGCAGCGCGGCGGGGCGGAAGUCCUUUUGUUGCAGCCGCGGCGGCAGCGGCAGCAGCAGCAGCGGCGGGAGCGGCGCGGGAACAGCUCCCCGUCGGCGGCCGCCGCCUCUCCCCGAGCCGCGGGCUGUAAUCGAAGUACAAGAUGGCAAAAACCAGCCAUAGCAACUAUGUCCUUCAGCAGCUAAACAAGCAAAGAGAGUGGGGCUUUCUGUGCGACUGCUGCAUCGCUAUCGAUGAUAUUUAUUUUCAAGCACAUAAAGCAGUCCUUGCUGCCUGCAGCGCCUAUUUUAGGAUGUUUUUUAUGAACCAUCAAAACACUACAGCCCAGCUGAAUCUAAGCAACAUGAAGAUUAGCGCUGAAUGCUUUGAUCUUAUUUUACAGUUCAUGUAUUUAGGAAAAAUUAUGACAGCCCCUGCCAAUUUCGAGCAAUUUAAAGUGGCCAUGAACUAUUUACAGCUAUAUAACGUACCUGAGUGUCUAGAAGAUAUACAGGACACAGACUCAUCUAGUUUAAAAUGUUCAUCUCCUGCUUCUAGCACGCAGAUUAAUAAAAUGAUAUUUGGUGUGAGAAUGUAUGAAGACGCACUUGCUAGAAAUGGCAGCGAAGCAAACAGGUGGGGCAUGGAGCCACCAAGUUCAACGGUAAAUACAUCCCAUAACAAAGAGCCUGAGGAAGAAACUUUGCACCUCAACAGCUUCCCUGAGCAACUGUUUGAUGUCUGCAAAAAAAGCACCACGUCCAAAUUCUCUCACACGAAAGAGCGCGUGUCGCACUCGCGCCGGUUUGGAAGGAGCUUCACCUGCGACAGCUGCGGGUUUAGCUUUAGCUGUGAAAAGCUACUGGAUGAGCACGUGUUAACAUGCACCAACAGGCAUUCCUACCAAAGUGCCAGGUACUACAGUGCUGAGAAAAUAGACUUUAGUGAAAAGAACUCUACUUCUAAAAUGAUCUCCACACAAACAGAAAAAUACAAGGGGGACUCGAACCAUGCUGCGGACGAUUCAUCGUCUCCCGUGUCAAACAUCACGAGCAGAAAAAGCAGCACUGUUGCCUCCGAGACAUCAGGUGAAGAAGGAAGUAGAGCCUCUGAGAGGAAGAGGAUUAUCAUCAAGGUGGAGCCAGAGGACAAUCCUACGGAUGAGCUGAAGGAUUUUAAUAUUAUCAAGGUGGCAGAUAAAGACUGCAAUGAGUCUUCUGACAAUGACGACCUAGACGAUGAACAGGAAGAGCCGCUUUACAGAUACUACGUCGAGGAAGAGAUGAGAGAGAAGAGAAAUGCUCGGAAGACUCUAAAGCCUCGCUUAUCCAUGGAUGAGGAUGAAAGAAAGUGUUUGAAAAGUCCACGGCACCUUAACAGCAAGGCUUCUUCAGUGCAGGAAGAUGUGGAGAAUGCUCCCUGUGAACUUUGUGGUCUAACAAUCACUGAGGAAGAUCUGUCCUCUCAUUAUUUAUCCAAACACAUAGAAAAUAUAUGUGCUUGUGGCAAGUGUGGUCAAAUACUGGUCAAAGGCAAGCAGCUACAGGAGCAUGCACAGACCUGUGGAGAACCCCAGGAUCUGACCAUGAACGGGAUCAGAAAUUCUGAGGAGAAAAUGGACUUGGAAGAAAACCCCGAGGAGCAGUCAGAAAUAAGGGACAUGAUGUUUGCAGAGAUGCUAGAGGACUUCAGGGACAGUCACUUCCAAAUGAACAGCCUUCAAAAAAACCAGUUAUACAAGCAUUCUGCCUGUCCUUUCCGAUGCCCUAAUUGCGGCCAGCGUUUUGAUACAGAAAACCUAGUGGUUGAACAUAUGUCAAACUGCCUGGAGCAAGAUCUGUUCAAGAACUCCAUGUUGGAAGACAACGAGAGGGAUCACAGGCGUAAGCAUUUCUGCAACCUUUGCGGGAAAGGAUUUUAUCAACGUUGCCACUUGCGGGAACACUAUACCGUUCAUACCAAGGAAAAACAGUUUGUUUGUCAGACAUGUGGGAAGCAGUUCUUAAGAGAGCGCCAGUUGCGGCUCCACAAUGAUAUGCACAAAGGCAUGGCCAGUAGUGAAAUAGGGACUUCUAAGCUUCUGAACAACUGAGAGAACCAGAUUUGGAGAAGACAUGAGGAAGAACUGGUCGGCAAAAGAUUUCAUAAAAACUCAGAACCUCGUGUGCCAGAUCUGAAUUGGCACCACCUUUGCUUUUUUGACAUACUGCAGCAGUCGCAAAAGGCACCAAAGCAGUCAAAUUAGAACAUGCAGUAAAAGUUGUUUUGGACUCUUCUAUGUAUCAUAAGUCUUACUUCUUUGUGACUAUUACUUACAGCUGUAAGAAACAAAUUCAAAGUCUUUCAUGGAGCAAACAGCCAAAAGAGGCAGAUGCCAGGUGUUAAGGGCUGCACUGAAAUGAAUUUGCAAAAUUUCUGUCCACACGCUGGAGUGCUCCUUUUCUGAAAUGUGGCUUCUUAGAGUUGCUGUCAAAAACUGUGUAGAUUUUUUAGUUCAAACAUUACAAGUGUAUACUCAUGCACAGUGCUAAGCUAUCAAGUGUUAAAAAAAAAAGAGUUAAGUGGUGAAAAAAAAUCUUAAAACUGAGGACAGAGGGUCCCUGAGAAAGGACAGGAUGGUGAGAAAGAUCCAGCUGACAUGAUUUCCCCUGCUGCCAUGAUCAUCAUUUGCAAGCUGAAGAGGACCUUCCAUGGAGCACAGUGCUUGUAUGUGGAGAGUAAAGAAAUGGUGCUCUGGUCUUUUAAAAAGAAUGGUGAAAAUUUUUUACCAACAAGGAGAUGAGUAAAUGUAAAAUAAUCUUCACAGGGCAUAGGGGACACCUUGUUCUGGAGCUAAGCCUUGCAAAAGCUGGCUCAAAGAAGAGAAUCAGACGUUCAUGUUCAGAUUUGAACAUUUUAGGAAUAGUAAUGUUUCCAGCUAAAUUAAUGGGGGGAGGGAAAAACCCUAACUAAAAAAGCAAUAAGGCAGUAAGUGUUCCAAAUUAGGGCAAGCAUGAAUUAUAAAAAUAUCAAUUUCUUUUGCUUCCCUCAGACAAUAGUGGAUCAAAUUAAGACAUGUAAGCAGACUAAACAUGCUGAUUAUAUUCUGCUGUAGUUACAUAUUUUACUAAUUCUACUCAUGAUUAUAAAAGGAUGUUUCAUUGUUCACUAUAACUGUUAUCUCAAGAAGAGUCUGUCUAUAAUUUUAUUUAUAAUUGGCAUCAUUUUCAUUACUGUUGUUACAAAGUGUGUACAAUAUUGUCUGUAUUGCAGCUUGUAUAGGGCAUGUGUCUGUGCUUGCUUUACUCUUUUUGAGUUUAUAAAGUUACUAUACAAAUGCAAGAAAAUAUGUUCAGAUAUCUUUGAAUGUGGUUCCUUAAUCUAAUUACAUAGCCCCCAAUAUUUCAGCAUAUAGAUGUUGAAGGUAUCAGCUCUAUUAACACGUAACACCUCAAACAUUAAUGCAGGUAUUUGAAAAGCCUCCAGUGCAGCACUGGGAUGCUGACACUUUAGUCCCAGUGGCUGUAUGGAGUAAAGGAGAGGAUGGUGAAUAUCUGGGCAAAGCUGGAUACCACUGGGGACUCUGUAGGGAGAAGGCACAAGAUACCUAAGAGCAAAUGGGAUGUGCUUUCUAUAGAAAACAUGAAGGACUUUAAGGGCAGGACCACCACAAAGCAGAGGAGAGAAGGGAAUACAUUUAUAGCAUCACCUUCAACAAUAUACUAAGUGCAGGACAUCUAGAACAGGCUGUGACUGUUCUGUAACUUAGCAAUUGCUUCCAGUCUAUGUAGAGUACCAGUAAAGACAUUCCAGGUUAGUUAUCAUCAUCUUUAAAGCUUAUUCUGUGCUUUGCAACAGUAUCUUUAAUAAAAUACUCUUACAAA
This is a messenger RNA of Camarhynchus parvulus, 3870 nucleotides long. RefSeq names its product zinc finger and BTB domain containing 1 (gene ZBTB1). The record is from RefSeq and is a predicted model, not a curated record. Lineage: Eukaryota; Metazoa; Chordata; Aves; Passeriformes; Thraupidae. The coding region runs from base 171 to 2099 and encodes 642 amino acids. Gene Ontology annotation, molecular function: protein binding. Gene Ontology annotation, biological process: regulation of immune system process; regulation of cytokine production; negative regulation of transcription by RNA polymerase II. The transcript is spliced from 3 exons.